CCUCCGCCUCGGGGGCGGGACCCUGGCGCGUCAGGGCGGGGCCUGUGGUCCAGCUCCGCUCUGCCACCGCUCCGCCCACGCCUCCUCGCCGGCCUUCGGGUGCGUCACGUGACGGGUUGGCGGCGCUGGCGGUUGCUGUCAGCUGAUUCCCGGGGUUGGUGGCAGCGGCAGUAGCAGCAAUGGACUUUCUCCUGGGGAACCCGUUCAGCUCUCCAGUGGGACAGCGCAUCGAGAAAGCCACAGAUGGCUCCCUGCAGAGCGAGGACUGGGCUCUCAACAUGGAGAUCUGUGACAUCAUCAACGAGACGGAGGAAGGUCCCAAAGAUGCCCUCCGAGCAGUAAAGAAGAGAAUCGUGGGAAAUAAGAACUUCCACGAGGUGAUGCUGGCUCUCACAGUCUUAGAAACCUGUGUCAAGAACUGCGGGCACCGCUUCCACGUGCUGGUGGCCAGCCAGGACUUCGUGGAGAGUGUGCUGGUGAGGACCAUCCUGCCCAAGAACAACCCACCCACCAUCGUGCAUGACAAGGUGCUCAACCUCAUCCAGUCCUGGGCUGACGCGUUCCGCAGCUCGCCCGAUCUGACAGGUGUGGUCACCAUCUAUGAGGACCUGCGGAGGAAAGGCCUGGAGUUCCCCAUGACUGACCUGGACAUGCUGUCGCCUAUCCACACACCCCAGAGGACCGUGUUCAACUCAGAGACACAAUCAGGACAGGAUUCUGUGGGCUCUGACGCCAGCCAGCAAGAGGACUCUGGCCAGCACACUGCCCCUCUGCCCACCCCGCCCAUGCUCUCCGGCGACACACCCAUAGCACCAACGCCGGAGCAGAUUGGGAAGCUGCGCAGUGAGCUGGAGAUGGUGAGUGGGAACGUGAGGGUGAUGUCGGAGAUGCUGACGGAGCUGGUCCCCACCCAGGUCGAGCCUGCAGACCUGGAGCUGCUGCAGGAGCUCAACCGCACGUGCCGAGCCAUGCAGCAGCGGGUCCUGGAGCUCAUCCCUCAGAUCGCCAAUGAGCAGCUGACAGAGGAGCUGCUCAUCGUCAAUGACAAUCUCAACAACGUGUUCCUGCGCCAUGAACGGUUUGAACGGUUCCGAACAGGCCAGACCACCAAGGCCCCAAGUGAGGCUGAGCCGGCAGCUGACCUGAUCGACAUGGGCCCUGAGCCAGCAGCCACCGGCAACCUCUCAUCCCAGCUGGCAGGAAUGAACCUGGGCUCCAGCAGUGUGAGAGCUGGCCUGCAGUCUCUGGAGGCCUCUGGUCGACUGGAAGAUGAGUUUGACAUGUUUGCGCUGACACGGGGCAGCUCACUGGCUGACCAACGGAAAGAGGUAAAAUACGAAGCCCCCCAAGCAACAGACGGCCUGGCUGGAGCCCUGGACGCCCGGCAGCAGAGCACUGGCGCGAUCCCAGUCACCCAGGCCUGCCUCAUGGAGGACAUCGAGCAGUGGCUGUCCACUGACGUGGGGAAUGAUGCGGAAGAGCCUAAGGGGGUCACCAGCGAAGGUAAAUUUGACAAAUUCCUGGAAGAACGGGCCAAAGCCGCGGAUCGAUUGCCCAACCUCUCCAGCCCCUCAGCUGAGGGGCCCCCAGGUCCCCCACCUGGCCCAGCACCCCGGAAGAAGACCCAGGAGAAAGAUGAUGACAUGCUGUUCGCCUUAUGAGUGUGGGGUCUGGCACCCUGCAGCCCAGGUCCCCACUGCUCUCACACCCUUAGGCUGGGACCUCCCUCCCUCCUCUGGUGUCAAGGCUGCUUUGGGGGUGGCUCGUUACCCCCUUUUUCUCCUCUUUGAAGAUGGAGCUGCCUCAGCUGCGGCUGGGGGUGUGGAGGCAGUGGGAUGAACUGGGGACAGGUCUGCACUGCAGUGGGAUCUGGUUGCUCUGCCUCCUUUCCCACCCCAGCUGACCAUGAGACUUUGCUGAGAAGUGGAGGCCCCAGGACAGCCCGGCUGGCUGGCUGACCCAGUGUGACUCUCUUUCACUGAGUGAUACCCUGCUCCGGGCCCAUGCCCCAUGGAGCCCUUCAGAGCCCACACUGCCAGUCAAGGCCUGGCUGGAAGCUGGCUGGCGACAGUGGAAAUUGUGCCGAGCCUGUUGUCCAUUCCCCGCUCUGCUGCGUGGGGCCCCAUGGCUUUGGCUGGCCAUCAACGGCAGGGUGUGGAGGUGUGGAGACCCUCUGAGGAGCUGCGGCGGCCCAGGUACGAAGCUGCAACUCUGCUCGCAGUGGGCCAGAUCUCACCAGCCCCAGGCUGCAGGUGAGGCUUCAGGGGCCGCUGGGGCCCCACUGCCCCUCCACUGCCUUGUCCUCCAUCCUUCCUCUGUUCCUUCUGGCCGGGCACCACAGCACUGGGGCUCACCUCUUGGUUGAUCCUCUUGUACUGGGAGGGGUGCCUUUUGUGUCCCCAAUUAAAGGUAGAAAACCACCCUGCUA
Molecule: messenger RNA, 2428 nt
Organism: Macaca mulatta (Rhesus monkey)
Lineage: Eukaryota; Metazoa; Chordata; Mammalia; Primates; Cercopithecidae
Gene: TOM1
Product: target of myb1 membrane trafficking protein
Biological process (GO): signal transduction
Cellular component (GO): endosome; membrane
Molecular function (GO): ubiquitin binding; phosphatidylinositol binding; clathrin binding
Source: RefSeq, a predicted model, not a curated record